Molecule: messenger RNA, 4069 nt
Organism: Pyrus x bretschneideri (Chinese white pear)
Lineage: Eukaryota; Viridiplantae; Streptophyta; Magnoliopsida; Rosales; Rosaceae
Product: E3 ubiquitin-protein ligase UPL7
Exons: 15
Coding region: 137-3640 (1167 amino acids)
Biological process (GO): ubiquitin-dependent protein catabolic process; protein polyubiquitination
Molecular function (GO): ubiquitin protein ligase activity
Source: RefSeq, a predicted model, not a curated record
AAAAAGUAAAGUAACAAAACAAAGGGGAAAGCCCCAGGUUAAAAACGGUCGCGAAAGGUAGUCGUCCUUAACGAUAAGCCAAAGAGAUCGAAGAAAAAACUCUCGAUUGAAGCGUCGCCGAGCUCCGACGACGUCCAUGGACAAGCCAGGCAAACAUCAGGUUUCGUUGAGAGGAGCGAGCGCCAAGGAGAUUACCAGAGAUGCGCUGCUCGAGAAGGUCUCUCAGGAACGAGAGCUCCGUCAGUACGCCCGACGGGCCACGGCUGCUGCUCUCUUCAUUCAGAGAGUGUGGAGGCGCUACAGGGCGGCGAAGAUUGCUGCGUUGGAGUUUCGAGAAGAGUGGGAGAAAGUAGUGGACCGGUAUACUAAGUUAGCCUUCUCUGCAACAUGGAUUUCCAGCAAUGUAGUGAGGCCUUUUCUUUUAUUUGUUACUUGUUUAUCUAAUCGGCAUAGGAGCAUUCAAACCGCCGAAAUGUGCUCUAUGAAGACUUGCUUUCAGAUUCUACUGGAAAGUGUGAAUUCUACUGAUUCAAAGAAGAACUAUUGUUCCCUGGCAAUUGGCACUCUUGAAGAAAGAAGAGUCUGGAGUUAUCAGUCAAGGAAGCUGAUUUCUCUCUGCAUGUUUGUUCUUUCUGAGUGUGACACGUCCCAUGCACGGGGUCAAGAUUUUGUUGCUCUCACCUCCCUAGCAAUGCGUUUUGUUGUUGUCUUAACUGAUCUCAAAGGAUGGAAGAGCGUUGCUGAGCUUGACUGGCUGAGUGCAGAUGCAGCAGUGAAGGAUUUAGUUCGAUUUAUGGGUGGUGGUGAAAGUGGUCUCUACUUAGCCAUUAGAAGAUACAUUAGCACGUUGGAUCCUCCGGGAUCUUCACGGAUAAGCAGUAAUAUACAAAGAGAUGAUAGUUUUCUGAUUACUGCAAGUACAAUAACUUUAGCUCUCAGGCCAUUUCAUCUAGCAAAGUUUGAUUCAGAUGGCCCUGGCAUAUUGGAUGUCCAUUAUGUUGCUGAGAAGUACUGCGUGUUUCUACUUACAAUUCCUUGUCUUACUCAACGCCUUCCAGCUGUGCUUAUAUCUGCUAUGAGGCACAAGUCCAUUCUCUCACCUUGUUUCCAGACAUUACUGAUUUUGAAAGAGAAAAUAUUAAAAGAGAUGUUAGAUGUGGAUCAGUCAAAGGUUCAUUUUCUUCCCAAGGUGAUUCCCCCAGUUGGUUGGGCUCUUGCAAACAUUAUGUGCCUCGCAGCAGGGACAGAGAAUGAUUCCAUUGAUCCUGGAGGGUUCAGUCAUGAUUUGGAUUUUGUAUCAUAUGUCUCUGCUGUUAACACUCUUGCAGAAAACUUAUUGUCUAGGCUUGAGAAUGUUGACUGUGUCAAGGAUAACCAGGAUCUCCAAAGUGAUGCUGGAACACAUGAGAAGUCCAAUACAGUUUUAUGUGAGGGUGAGACGGGGUCCUUUGAGAUGUACUUGGAUAUGUUUAGGCCUAUUUCCCAGCAGUGGCAUCUUACAGAUCUUUUGGCAACAAUGAACAAAGUUGGUGAUAUUCAAGGGUCUGAGAUUCUGACACCAAAAAAAUGGGAACGUUUAGGGAAGUUGGAACUGCUAGAUGUUGUGCAUUUAUAUUCUUACAUGAUCAGAAUAUUUUCAUGCUUGAGCCCUGCAGUUGGGUCGUUGCCUAUCCUUAACAUGCUAUCAUUUACUCCUGGGUUUCUUGAGAAUCUAUGGAGAGCCUUGGAAACUUACCUUUACCCUGGGGAUUGUCACACUGGUCCUGAUCGUUAUGAUUGUAUCAGUAAAAAUUCUGGUGGUGUAGAAAAAGUUAAGGGUUUUGAGAGAAAACAAAAACACACCAACAAUGAUGGAUUUAAUAAGUGGGUCACUGUUCUUCAUAAAAUUACUGGCAAGUCACAAGCAGGCGUUGAUUGUACGAAUUUGAGUGAUGGUCAACCUAAGCCUAGAUCUGUUCAUGAGGAUUCAUCUGACGUUUGGGAUAUAGAACCUGUGAGGCAUGGCCCUCAAGGUAUCUCAAGAGACAUGUCAUGUAUGCUUCAUCUUUUCUGUGCAAGCUAUUCACACCUGCUUUUGAUUCUUGAUGACAUAGAGUUUUACGAGAAACAGGUGCCAUUCACACUGGAGCAACAACAGAAAAUUGCAUCUGUUAUCAAUACAUUAGUUUAUAAUGGAUUUUCUCAAACUAUUGGACAGCAGGGUAAGUCACUUAUGGAAUCUGCAAUCAGAUGCUUGCAUUUAAUGUAUGAAAGGGAUUGCAGGCACCAGUUUUGCCCUCCUAUUUUGUGGCUUGCACCUGCUAGAAAGAACCGCCCUCCAAGUGCUGUAGCUGCCAGAACUCGUGAAUUUUUCUCAGCAAAUGUAGGGUCAGAUGAUGCUCCGGUUGUCCCAAGUAUAGGCUCUGUUAUAACUACAACUCCACAUGUAUUUCCAUUUGAAGAAAGAGUUGAGAUGUUUAGAGAGUUUAUCAAGAUGGACAAAGCCUCUAGAAAAAUGGCUGGUGAAGUUGCUGGACCUGGUUCACGAUCAGUUGAAAUAGUAGUUCGCCGUGGUCAUAUUGUUGAAGAUGGAUUUCGGCAAUUAAAUUCCCUGGGUUCAAGGUUAAAAUCAUCAAUCCAUGUUUCAUUUGUCAGUGAAUGUGGCCUUCCAGAGGCUGGCCUGGACUAUGGUGGAUUAUCCAAAGAGUUUUUGACUGAUAUAUCAAAAGCAGCCUUUUCUCCCGAUUAUGGGCUAUUCUCCCAAACCUCAACAUCAGACGGACUUCUAAUCCCUAACGUGUCUGCAAGGUUCCUAGAGAAUGGUAUCCAGAUGAUUGAAUUCCUUGGAAGAGUUGUUGGCAAAGCUCUUUAUGAAGGAAUUUUGCUAGACUACUCCUUUUCACAUGUUUUUGUACAAAAGCUGUUAGGUCGGUAUAGCUUUCUUGAUGAACUGUCAACACUGGAUCCAGAGCUUUACAAGAAUCUCAUGUAUGUGAAGCACUACGAUGGAGAUGUGGAGGAACUCUGUCUUGAUUUUACGGUAACUGAAGAAUCAUUUGGGAAACGGCAUAUCAUUGAGCUUAAGCCUGGUGGAAAGGAUGUUACUGUGACAAACAAGAACAGAAUGCAGUACAUUCAUGGAAUUGCCGAUUAUAAGCUUAACCGACAGAUUUUUCCUUUCUCAAAUGCGUUCAAUAGAGGGUUAGCUGAUGUCAUAUCACCAUCCUGGCUAAAACUAUUUAAUGCAGGUGAAUUUAAUCAGUUGCUUUCGGGUGGAAACCAUGACAUUGACGUUGAUGAUUUAAGGAAGAACACAAAGUAUACUGGUGGUUACUCUGAGGGGAGCCGGACUAUUAAAAUCUUUUGGGAGGUAAUGGAAGGAUUUGAACCUAAAGAACGUUGUAUGCUUCUGAAAUUCGUAACCAGUUGUUCUCGAGCUCCGUUACUUGGAUUCAAACACCUGCAGCCUACUUUUACAAUUCAUAAGGUUGCAUGUGAUAUCCCUCUUUGGGCGACAAUGAGAGGACAGGAUGUUGAGAGGCUUCCAUCAGCCUCGACUUGCUACAAUACUCUGAAGCUUCCAACUUACAAACGUCCAAGCACUUUGAGAGACAAACUUCUAUAUGCAAUCAGUUCCAAUGCAGGAUUUGAACUUUCUUGAGAUUCCCCUUCAGUUAACUAUUCAACAGCGAGUUUCCUUACCAUUAUCACCAGGAUUCGCAAUUAUAUCCAGAAGAGGCUGGAAGAUAUUGAAGACCACAAGCUUGAGGCAUGGAAGCCUGUUCUUCAAAUCUUGAGAUGUGUUGUUUAGCUUAUUGUUGAAAAAAAUGGCAUCUUGGUUUAACCUUGGGAUGCACUCGUUAGUUCCGGAGCCAAACAGGGUGAUUGCUGCUGGCCAACACCCAGUUGGUGGUAAGUUUGUGACUCCAACACUUCGUGCCUCGAGUGCAUACAAAUUCUGUCAGUGUGCUGCAUAUGUCAUAAGUGUAUUUGAAGAAACAGAGACUGAUGUACAAUUUGCUAUAUGAAACAUAAUUGAAUUCGGUUCUCAUGCAAAUCUAAAUCUAUAUGAUCACUAUGCAUUUAAUCA